Messenger RNA from Rattus norvegicus (Norway rat), 5901 nucleotides. The record is from RefSeq. Lineage: Eukaryota; Metazoa; Chordata; Mammalia; Rodentia; Muridae.
ACUCAUUCAAAACUCAUUCACUGAGAUCUGGUUGCUCAGUGUGUGGAAGUCACCAUGAGGAGUUAUUCCUCUAACAUACCUACUACCCAGACUCUUGGAAUUCUUCUGCUUUGGGUCCCUUUUAUCUAGACUAGGCUUAGCCUCAAAAUUCUAGUGAUCUAUAGACACACUGAAAUACUGGCAUCAAGUAGAAAAACUUCAACAUAAGAAUGUCUAAUGUUAUAAAAUCUCUAAUGACAAAUAUGAUUAUAAAAUAUGAUUUCAAGAAUGUGUUUAAAAAUUCAUAGACUCGGGUUGGGGAUUUAGCUCAGUGGUGGAGCGCUUGCCUAGGAAGCGCAAGGCCCUGGGUUCGGUCCCCAGCUCCGAAAAAAAAAAAAAAAUUCAUAGACUCAAGUCCGUCUACAUAUGGUAAAUAGUGAAUGCCAUAUUUUUGGGCUUUUUCCUCUGAUUUACUUGAUUGUUCAUAACACCUAUUAUUUUAAUAAUAGUUAAUCAAAAGUAAACACUAAUGCUAAAAAUCGUGCUUAUUCAUUAGUCUAAAAUGUUACUUACUUGCUUUCUUUGCAAUUUCCUCUAAUCAAAAUUUCUCAUUCUACAUCCUUAGCUUAGUGUCUGCUUUUAAAACAAUUUACCACAUACUGUCCCUGUUAACCUUUACAUUAUCUGAUCCAUUACAUGUAAGCUGCUAGACUGAACCCCCCACUCUUAUAAAACAUGUCUUUGGUAGAAUAAAUUCAAUACAAUUCCCUGUACAACAUUUGAUUUCCUCCAAACACAUGAAGAGAGACCUUAGCUGCCUAAAACCAUUAUUAGAUGACUUUAUAGUAAAGGCUAACUCAAGUUUUAUAUUUCAAAUGCACAAGAUAAUCUGUUACCUUCUCAAUGUACAAACUCUCAUGUCUGUUUCUAUAGAUGAUGAUAUCCAUACUAUUUCAAAAUUUUCACCAAAAAAAAAAAAAAAAAAAAAAGCCAGUUUUAACAGAAUACACACCACUGAUUAAGUGAGAAGAAUACAAUUCUAAACCUUUGGCCUACCUGGUCUUGACUUCUGUGUCCUGCGGUGGGAUGUAGGAGUGCCUUCCUUUAACUUUUCAUGGGCACCAUCACCUACUGGAAAGAUGCAUGUACUGUCCAGGGAAGAACUUUCUUCUAGCAUCAGGGGUUUACUAGAAAAAGUACUCAAAGGCACAGAACUCUCACACAUACUGCCCAAGGAAGAAUUCUUUAUGUUAGAUGAACAUAUCUCAGAUAAAGGUUUCAACACCUUUGAGCGAAAGUCUGGCUUACUCUUGGCAAUUUUCUCAUUCUCCAAAUAGUUCUCCUUCUCAGUCUGUUGGAAGUAAACUGCCGUAAUGCCAUCAGUGUUUGGUGUUCUCUCCACUGCUCCACGGGUAUCAGAGGAUCUUAGAGGGGUCUUUCUUUUCUUUGACUUGGAUGUCACUUUACUACCUGUCUGGGCUGGGUGGCUUCCUUCUCUUACCACACUCAGAGAGAAGGCGUCUCCCAGUGUACUCACAGUGCUUGGUUUCUGCUUCUUUGGCAGGUUAGUCUGCUCUCCAGGGCCAGAAUCUGCUUCAUUUGGACCGUGUUUUAAGCCAGAGUCCAAGGUGACGGACUCCUGUGAAGAACCUGUUAACUGCAAAAUACACCUGUUCUUAUCUCCUGUCAAACUGUUCCCUGCUUUACAUGAUACCUUUUUCCUUGGUUUCUUAACUAGUGAGCAAAGAUCUGGAGUCAGAUCAUGAUUUUCCUCUUCGUUACUGGUUUUUUUCCCAAAGUCACAACUCAUAACAUCUUGGCAAUGUUUGAGCGAGCUUUUAAAGGCAUUCCCAUCUUCAUUAAUAGUCUCAUAUAUUUGGUUCAUUUCAGAAAUGAUUUUUGAUAUACUAACCUUCUGACGGAGCUCCUUAUUUAAUGGGUCAUGUGCACUUCCUUCAUCAUUUUUAUGUAUCUGGUUGAUUUUAGAAAUUAUUUCUGUCUUUCGCUUCACCUUUUGUCUAAGCUUCUUAUCUACCUUUGAGUCAGCUUGACAAGCAGGUGGCAUAUUAGGGUCAUGUCUUUUCAACCCCAACAACGGUUCAGCCUUAAAAUCACAUGACUUCACACUAUCUUUGUUAUAAAAAGCAGGCUUAUCAAACUCGCUUACGUCUUUCAAGGUUCCAGGGAUCUCUUUAUCCUUUUGUAGCAAGAAAGACUCAUCCUUUUCUGAACAAAGGACAUCUCUGUCAUUACUAAAACAAUUCACUUCAGAAAUUACUUCUGUCUUGCGACUUAGCUUCUGUCUAGGGAUUUUGCUAAUUUGGGACUUAUUCUGACCAGGGUAUAUACUAGUGAUUUGCUUGUGCAGAUCCAGAACAUUCUGGGUGUUACAGUCAUGUAAGCUUCCACUGUCUCUUGUGUAAAGAGGUGUUUCAAAUUCUUUUGAAGCUUCUAGGUUUCCACUGGUGGUUUCUUUAUUUGCUUGGGUUUGGAAGGGAAAGUUGCCUUUUUCUAGGACGUGAAUAUCUUUAUCAUUAUCCUCAUUUAUUUGGUUUGUAAUAGAAAUUAUUUUGGUUCUUCGAUUUAUUUUCUGCUUAGUCUUAUUUAUUUUUGUUUGAUUUUGCUGAGCAUUGACAUUCUUUUUCAAGUCCAAAAUUGUUUGAGUUUCAUGGUCACAUACAUUUUCAUUAUCUUUGAUGGAAAGAUGAGCUAUAUGAAAUUCAUUUGCAUCUUCUAGGUUUUCAGAAAUGUUCUCUUUAUUGUCUUGGUUUGGCAGUAAGUUAUCUUUUUCUGAUGUUUGAAUCACAAAUGUCUGCCGAGAAGGCUUACUUAAAUCACAGUGUAGGGUGUUCUGAUACGGAUCAAAUUUACCAUCUUGAAGGAAUUUGACUGAACAUCUGGAGAAAGGGUUUGUUUCCUCCUGCUCAUCUGUCGUAUACGUUUGCCUCCUCCUUUGAUUUUGAACGUUCUCCUGAUCUGAGCUCUUCUGGAAGGUUAUUUCCUUCUGCAUGUUUACCUGAGAUGGCUGUUCACUAUUGGAAAUACAGUUUGGAUCUUCUGAAUCCCCUCUGCCAUCUAGGACACCAGAGCCUCUCUCUGGUCUGUUUUCAGUCUUUCCCUCAGCACCUUCCGAACUAGCUUUACAUUUUCUCUUUGAUCUUUCUUUCUUCCUAUCAGAGCUUGGACCUUUCACUUUUCUGAAAGUCUCCUUUCUACAAUCUGCCUUUUUCUUAUUUUGACUUUUAUUGCUUUUUGAAAUUGUUACAAUCUUGCCUAUGUCAGUAGCAGUUAACUCCAUGUCAGCGUCUUCAUACACAGUUUUCUGCAAGUGAAAGGUAUCAGUGUUCUUCUGUACUUGUUCCAUGCACUUUACAUUAGGACCACUGGAAGACUCAGAAGGAAGGAAUACUUCCAAAUUACACUGAUGUAAGGAUAAAGACUGUCUUGAUACAGAAGAGGUACUAUCAGGUGAUCUGACAGGAGAAAAGAACUUUGAUGGAACUAUUUUUGAGCAAAACAAAGAAAAUAGGUCUGGGGCUGUGAUUGUUUCCAAGUUUCUGAACACCUAAGGCAAAACGUUAAGUGUCCAAGGGAGCAAUGGCUGGCCACGAAGCAGAGGAGAUGCGAGAUAUCCUUCGACUGAACGUGGGCGGCUGCAUUUACACAGCUCGGCGAGAGUCUUUGUGCCGCUUUAAGGACUCUAUGCUGGCAUCUAUGUUUAGCGGUCGUUUCCCUCUCAAAACAGAUGAAUCUGGGGCGUGUAUUAUUGACCGUGAUGGACAUCUAUUCAAAUACAUUUUGGACUACCUCCAUGGGGAGGUUCAGACCCCCUCGGACGAGCAGACCCGAACCGCCCUGCAGGAAGAGGCUGACUACUUUGGCAUCCCUUACCCAUACAGCCUGUCUGACCACUUGGCCAAUGAGAUGGAGACAUAUUCUUUAAGGUCAAAUAUAGAACUUAAAAAGGCUUUAACAGACUUCUGUGAUUCCUAUGGCUUAGUUUGCAAUAAACCAACAGUUUGGGUCCUCCACUAUCUUAACACAUCUGGUGCAAGCUGUGAAAGUAGAAUUAUUGGCGUCUAUUCUACAAAAACUGAUGGGACAGAUGCCAUUGAUAAGCAGCUGGGAGGAAGAAUUCAUAGUAAAAGCAUUUUCAAAAGGGAGGCGGGGAACAAUGUCCAGUAUAUUUGGAGCUACUACUCAGUAGCCGAGUUGAAGAAAAUGAUGGACGCCUUUGAUGCUUGGGAAGGAAAAGGUGUAAGCUACUGGCGUGUGCCUCAUGAGCUGAUAGAGUGUUGGACUUUGGAAGAACGGCCUUUACAUGGAAGCCUGCGUCAUAUGGCCCCAAUUCGAAAGAGGCGGCUGAUAGCCUUUGGGGAAGAGGAUGAAGGUGUGAACUGUAAAACUGGUCCUAAGCCAGUCAGAUUUUUGGGCCCUUCUACAAGUACCCAAAUUAAAGUCAAGAACUCUGCUUCAGUGAGGGUGUCACCUGCCAAUGCUGCCCAGAUCUCCUCGCAGGCUACAGCAAACCGCUCUCAAAGAGGCAGUUGUGGAAAGGCAGCCCAGUGCUCUGUGGCCACAGGGGCAUCUGGACAUGCUCCUGCUUCUCCUAAUGCCCAGAGCGCUGAAAACCAAGCCACACAGCCACCUCCUGCCAAGGUGCUCCUCUCUGAUAAGAAGUCUCCACCCCAUCGAGUGAUCAAGCUGAGGAGGACUCCACUGUGUGUGGGGCCUUCCCUGCCAACCCCCUCAGCAGGGAGCCAGGCCAGCUUCCCCCAGCAGCCCUCUCCAGAAGCUUCCAACACUUUGGGCGUGCAGACUGAGAACAGGAAAGACCAGCCUGAUGGAUAAGUGGGCUUGAACAGCCUGUUUGCCCCACAGCUUCCAGCAUGCUGAUUCCGACGGUGUUCCUGAAAGGGAAGAUCUAAACGUGGGUGUUUAGGAUUAUUAUUGCAGGAAAAGUGAAUGCCAAUGUGGGAGUAGACGGAGACUUUAUGGUCAGGGUCAUUAUUUACUUUGCAUUUUCCUGAGGUUGUCUAUGUGCAGUUUGAUUUCUAGUUUUUAAUUCUAAGCUUUUUAAAAUGGUUAACUGAUACAAGGCAACCAGGGAGUAAGAAGUCUCACCUUUUUGCAGUAGUAUUAAAGUCUUCGUGUUACUCCUACAGUCCAAGCGUAGGAGUGUGGUCUAGGCCUAGGUUUCUGUCAGAUGGAGAGGGGCACCUAUGCUGGCCACGCUGUAUGGCGGCCAGGAGGAGAGGUCUCAAGAGGGAGUGUGACCACCAGCUGCCCAUAGUUGCUUAUUUUCCAAAGACGAAAUGAAGAGAAGUGAUGGGGGAAGGGAAAGCGUAUAGUGAAAGCUCAGAUGGUGAUCUUACUUGAUUGGGCCAUUUUCUUGUCUAGAUUGGCUCUUUGCUUUGUUCUGUUAGCAGCUGUGUCUUUUAUUGUGCACCACAAGGGGAAUGCAUGUGGUAGGAGCUGUAAAACGGUUUUUGGAAUGGUUAAAAUAUGGUCGUUUACUUUGGUGAUGUUUUGAAGUACUUUGAAAAAGAGAAGUUAGACAAGUUUAACUUUUUUAACUCGUUAGUUUAUUCUAGAAGUGGCCAUUGAAGAGUCCUUCUGAUUAUACACUAUGCUUCGUGCAUACAAUUUCCAUAACUUGAAUUUAAUAUUUUUAAACAAAAUCUUUUGAUUAAUCUAUUUUUUCAUGACCAUUGGGUUAUCUGUACUUUCUCUUACAUAUUAUGUUUGGUAAUUACAUUGUACAUUUCUACUUCCCAUGAGCCCUGUGCUUCCGUGUUUCUAGAAGCAGGUCCAUAGAGCAGGGUGCUCCUUACUCAGAUGCUGGCCACUGCAUUGCAUUGCCUUGAAAACGUGAGGCAGGUAUACUCAUGACGUUUCUUUUUAAGUAAAUAAAACAUUUCC